CCUAUAGAAGACUAGUUUGUCUUAUACUUCUCUUGGGUACAGGGGCUAAUUUGAUGUCACACAAGUGGAGUGCGCCAUUCAUAGCACACGCGCUCUCCCUAGCGCACAACACGUUACAGAUACUUAACAAUAAAUAAUUAUUUAACUAAGCAUUAUAAAAGUGUUUGUUUGAACAGAUGUGAAAGUGUUUCGUUUUAUUUUACAUUGUGUAUGAGGUGAUUCACCGUGGGUGACAAGCGAAUGUUACAAUUUAUAGACGUUUUCUUUGAGAUUCGCAUUCGCAAACUGCACAUUAGACACAAUAAAUUUGAAAAAUGAGCGUAAAAUAUGGUGCAACGGAUGUGGAUAGAAAAACUGAAGAGACCGACAAAGAAGUAGCCACUGAAGUUGAAAUUAACUUGAGUGGGUCGUUCAAGAGAAAAUGGUGGCGAGUCAGUCAGCACCUACUUUUUGGCCUAGGCCAUGUUUACAACGACCUGUGUGCAGCCAUGUGGUUCUCCUACAUGAUGCUGUUCUUCCAGGCAGUGCUGGAUAUGAGGGCCGUGGUAGCUGGUGCUAUGCUCCUCUUAGGACAAGUCAUCGACGCGUUAGCUACUCCAGUUGUGGGCGUGUUAGCUGACAGAUUCGGAAGCCUAAAGGCUUGGCAUUUAACUGGUUGCGUGCUAGUGACGUGCACAUUUCCCCUGCUGUUCGUGAGAUGUUGGGGUUGCUGGGUGACGGACGACCCCGACUACCUGCAGUGGUGGAUGCCGAUCUACUAUGGGGUCCUCAUCGUAGUCUUCCAGAUCGGCUGGGCCGUUGUACAGAUAUCUCACCUAGCAAUGAUCCCUGCUAUAUCAGAUAACCUUCAAGUACGCGCCGAUUUAACGUCUAUCAGAUACAUGGCAUCAGUAACGUCAAGCUUGGCUGUAUAUCUGAUAACGUGGGUUGUACUGAGAGCGAGCAACUACAGCACGUUCAUUGGACCCCUGGAUGACUACAAAUUCAGGGAUGUGUCACUUAUAAUUUCUAGCAUCGGUAUAUUAUCAUUUCUGCUAUUCCAAAUAUUCUUCAAAUUAAAAUCGAAAAAAGAAGCUAAGGCGAAUGGUCACGCAGUGAAUAAUGGAACGGCUACAUUACCAAACGAAGAAAAUGGAACCCUCGAAGUGGCCAAGUCGAAGAUUAUGUAUUUUCUACGCAUGCCCCUGUUAUAUCAAACUAGUUUAUUAUACGUAUUUUCCCGGUUAUACUGGGCUCUGAGUCUAGUCUACGUACCACUGUUCCUGGAAGAGCGUCUGGUCUUCAACCCAAGUGCUGGGUCAGAAUUGGUGGCCAGUGUUCCUCUAGUCCUAUACAUAUCUUCAUUUUUCUUCUCAUUACUACUGAAGAGUAGAAUAAAUAGAUUUGGGAACCAGAUGGCGUAUCUAAUAGGAAGUUUAUUAAGUCUGUUAAGCUGUCUUUGGAUAGCACUGGCUAUAGAUCCACAUGCUAGUAUAGUACAAAUAUACAUGGUCGCUACAUUAAUUGGUGCAGGUAGUUCAAUAACGCUGGUGUCCAGUCUGUGCGUGACUGCGGACCUGAUCGGGCCGCAUUCCCACCAGGGCGCUGCCAUUUACUCCAUCGUCACGUUCGCAGACAAACUUGUGACGGGCAUCGCUGUCGUCGCUAUUGAAAAUUACAAAUGUGAAGAUGAAACAGAAUGUCCACAAUACUACAGAGGAGUCCUGACAUACGCUUGUGGAGGGAGCGCAGUCCUGGGCAUGAUCUCUUUGUCUUUUGCUAAAUUUUUACCAAAGCUUAAAACGACUACUGAAUUAUAAAAUUUCCUACGAUGGCAUUUGUUUACUAUUUAUUUCUAGGGUUUCCAUUGUGUACAUACAAAACUUAUUUUUAAGGUCAUGUACAGAAAGCAAGCUAGAAGCCGGCACUGGUCCAUUCUGGUUACAUCAACUGGUCAACAGUUAGAUUUGCUUCACGUUGCUAGCUUUGUGUGUUUGUUACCAGAAUGGACCAACGCCGAUAAGCGCUGUACACCCUUACAUACAGUGUAAUGUAGCAAUAAUAAAAUAGGUAAGUAUUUAAUUAAAUAAUAGUAGGCACCAUCCAAACUAUAUCUUAAUUUUUAAAGUAACAAAUUGUAGGUCUUGUCAUCUUGUGAUAAUUAUUGCCCCAAACACCGUGAUAAUAUGUACCUAACUCAGCCUGGGUUUUAUAAUUAAACAAUAAAUGCAUUUUAGACUGGU
Helicoverpa zea (corn earworm) is the source of this 2222-nucleotide messenger RNA. It is a transcript of the gene Bm-re, whose product is annotated as major facilitator superfamily domain-containing protein 12-like. Gene Ontology annotation, biological process: carbohydrate transport. NCBI's taxonomy places the organism in Eukaryota, Metazoa, Arthropoda, Insecta, Lepidoptera, Noctuidae. Gene Ontology annotation, cellular component: membrane. Gene Ontology annotation, molecular function: symporter activity. The coding region runs from base 315 to 1799 and encodes 494 amino acids. The transcript has 10 exons. The record is from RefSeq and is a predicted model, not a curated record.